GGAAUAUAAAAAGACCACAGUUUGAAUAUUGUGUUUCCGCAUACUGGUAAAACGUUAUGUACUGUAGUUUAUAUGAGGCCAUGUUUCUUUAAAGCACUACUAAUAUUACUUCAUUCAUUUUCAUUGAACGGUCUUUACCAGUGGAAGAUCUUAAAGCAGCGAAUCAUAUGAAGCAUUAUGAGUAUUUUGAUGAAUUUUUCAACAUUUAAUGGAAAACAUAUAAAUACUGCUAUGCAUAGUUUACUUUUGGCUUCCAUUGUUUUACUAAGCUUUUGUAAGACAUCAGGACAAGAGGAUUGUAUGUUACCUGUUGACUCAGGAAUGUGUUCAGCAGGAGAACCAAUAUUGCGAUUUUAUUACGAUCACACAAUUGGAAAUUGUUUACCUUUUGCAUAUUAUUGUGAUGGCAAUAGUAGCAACUCUCAAACAAUUCAACAGUGCCAGCUUGCAUGUACAGGAAGAUCAGUCAAUGCAUGUGACAGUUCUCCUUGCCAAAUUGAUGAACAAUGUGUUGACAACGUAGCCGGAGGAUAUUGUUGUGCAUCAAGUCCGUGUAAUUCAAAUCCAUGUCAAAAUGGCGGAAUGUGCACCACACCUACUACUACAACUUAUAUGUGUAUGUGCUCUGGAAGUUUCUCUGGCACAAACUGUGAAACAUCAAGAACAACAUCAACUCCUUGUGACAGCAAUCCUUGCCCUGCUGGACAAGAGUGCUUUUUCUCGCUAACUAUGUACAUUUGUCAAACAGCCACCGGAAGAAGACGACGAGAUGUUGAAGUUCACCCUGUACGAAGAUCUGUGGCAACUGAAACGUGUGCAGAUGACCCAUGUCUAAAUGGAGGUGUGUGUUUUCAGGUGGAUUCGUGUGAAAACUAUGUGUGUGCAUGUGUCGGUCGCUAUACUGGUAUCAAUUGUGAAACAGAUGUGUGUUCCUUACCUUUAGCUGCUGGAACGGCUGCGACAUGCCCAGGGGCACAAGUAGCUUUGCGUUAUUACUAUGCUGACAGUACAAGUGGUUGUACUCCAUUUGCUUAUUAUUGUGGUGCAAAUGCCAACAACUUUGAAAGCAGUGCAUUGUGUGAAGCAACAUGUCCAGUAACUCCAUGUUCAACAAAUCCUUGUCAGAAUGGAAGUGCAUGCACUGUUGUAGGUUCAAGUUACAUAUGUAGAUGUUCAGAUUGUUUUACUGGAACCAACUGUCAAACAGUACUGAGUGCUUGCUCUAACCAUGCCUGUCAGAAUGGAGCUGCUUGUGUCCAGGUUACUGGUUCCUGUAUACAAUACACAUGUACCUGUCCAUCAUGCUACACUGGACAAUUUUGUGAAACUGUACUGAGUGCUUGCUCUAACCAUGGCUGUCAAAAUGGAGCUGCCUGUGUCCAGGUUACUGGUUCCUGUAUACAAUACACAUGUACCUGUCCAUCAUGCUACACUGGAACAUUCUGUGAAACUG
Anneissia japonica is the source of this 1453-nucleotide messenger RNA. Its product is annotated as fibropellin-1-like. Gene Ontology annotation, molecular function: serine-type endopeptidase inhibitor activity. The transcript is spliced from 13 exons. The record is from RefSeq and is a predicted model, not a curated record. Gene Ontology annotation, cellular component: protein-containing complex; plasma membrane. The annotation marks the transcript as partial. Lineage: Eukaryota; Metazoa; Echinodermata; Crinoidea; Comatulida; Comatulidae. Gene Ontology annotation, biological process: establishment or maintenance of epithelial cell apical/basal polarity; heterophilic cell-cell adhesion.